AUGCGACACCGAUCAGCCAUCACUUUCAUUCCAGGCGCGCUAACUAUUGCUCCUCCCCCUUGCAGCGGUGGUAACACUCCCGCCAACAACACCCAGCAAGCCCAGCCGUCCUCUUUGUUCGGCGCUGCUCCACCAUCUUCUUCGCAACCCCAGCAGUCCGGCGGCCUCUUUGGUCAAUCCAACCCUACAUCACAACCACAACAAUCUGGCGGCCUCUUUGGUGCUGCUGCCCCUGCCGCUCAACCUGCCAAACCCACUCUUAGCCUUUUCGGCAACAACUCAGCGAACACAUCCAAUACUCAACCACAGCAACAAUCCGGAGGCCUCUUCGGCAACAACACAACCGCCACCUCGAACACCCAACCACAGUCGGGAGGUCUCUUUGGAAACACAACUGCCAACAACAACACGUCAACCACCGGCGGCAUGUUUGGAAGCUCGCAACAACCCGCUCAGAACAAGCCUAAUCUGUUCGGUGCUUCAAACCCUGCCCCAAGUCUCUUUGGAGGCAGUACCGCUCAACCCUCGAACAACAACUUCGGAUCAUCCCUACUGAACCCCAUCGGCAACUCAAAUGCUAGAUCCAUGGCCGGCAGCCUCACCAUGGGCCAAGGCAACACCCAGACCAACACACAACCUGGCGUCAAGAUUGACAUAUCAAACCUCCGCCCGACCACACGCUUCAGCGAUCUACAUGACGACCUCAAGAAACAAAUCGAGUCAAUCGACGCUUUCAUCAGACAACAAGAAUCUUUCGCUACUCAAUGCGAAGGCAUGAUCGGCCGCCAUGCUGACGAUGUUGAGAGCAUCAAGCCCGACGUCGAUCUGAUUCAGAACAAAAUCGAGACGGUCGAACUUGCUCUUGAAAACGACGGUGCAGCCAUUGAGAACGCAAAGGAACUGGUUCAGAGAGACGCCGGAGACCUGAUCAGAGUUGCUCGCAUGGCCGAGAACUUGCAACUCCCUCAGCAAUACCACUAUGGAAGAAGCAACAGACCCUCAACGACCGACGACGAAUACGAUAUCGAUCUUGUUGGCUACUUCGGCAAGCAAGCCGAAGUUAUGCAGCAGACUCUCGACACAUACACCUCUCAUCUCGCAGAAAUCGAAGCACACCUUCGGGUUGUCGAAAGCAGCACCGUACAACAAGCACAUCAACUUGCCGCUCAAAGGUCAGGAGGUCGCGCCGGAAAUAGCGCAGACAAUGUCCGGGAGCUGGCAGAAACCCUUCGCGGCUUCGAGAGUGGCAUCUUGGGCGCUGCAGGUCUGGUCGGUUCCUGCAGGGAGGGUGUGAACGAAUUGAUUCUUGGCAAAAUCGGCAACGAUCCUCGAGAGAGUGUCGGAUAUGGUGGCAGAAGAUCUGUCAGAUUCUAA
Molecule: messenger RNA, 1374 nt
Organism: Aureobasidium namibiae CBS 147.97
Lineage: Eukaryota; Fungi; Ascomycota; Dothideomycetes; Dothideales; Saccotheciaceae
Exons: 2
Coding region: 1-1374 (457 amino acids)
Biological process (GO): nucleocytoplasmic transport
Cellular component (GO): nuclear pore
Molecular function (GO): structural constituent of nuclear pore
Source: RefSeq, a predicted model, not a curated record